Messenger RNA from Neoarthrinium moseri, 1269 nucleotides. RefSeq lists its product as uncharacterized. Bases 1 to 1269 code for a protein of 422 amino acids. Gene Ontology annotation, cellular component: nucleus; cytoplasm. The transcript has 4 exons. Lineage: Eukaryota; Fungi; Ascomycota; Sordariomycetes; Amphisphaeriales; Apiosporaceae. Gene Ontology annotation, biological process: translational elongation. The record is from RefSeq and is a predicted model, not a curated record. Gene Ontology annotation, molecular function: translation elongation factor activity.
AUGUCUUUCGGCAAGAUCUUCACCAAGGAGUUGGCUAACUCGUUGCCGCCGCCGCAGCGCAACCCCCGCACCACCGCCAUCCUCGCGGUUGCGAAGGCCAACGGCUUGGACCUCGAGACCGUCGUCGUCGACACCACCAAGCCCACCCCCGAGUUCCUCAAGUACAACCCCCUGUCCAAGGUCCCCGUCUUCGUUGGCACCGACGGCUACGUCCUGACCGAGUCCAUCGCCAUUGCCAUCUACCUCACUUCCCAGAAUGAGAAGACCACUCUCCUCGGCAAGACCAAGCAGGACUACGCCUCCAUCCUGAAGUGGCUGUCCUUCUUCAACAUGGAGGUCCUGCCCAACCUCGGUGCCUGGUACCGCCCUCUUCUGGGAUGGGACGCCUACAACAAGAAGGCCAUCGACGACGCCCAGAAGGGUGCCGCCAAGGCCAUCGCCGUCGUUGAGCAGCACCUGCUGAACAACACCUUCCUCGUCGGUGAGCGCAUCACCCUCGCCGACCUGUUCGCCGUCGGCAUCAUCUCCCGCGGCUUCCAGUUCUUCUUCGGCAAGGAGUGGCGCGCCAAGAACCCCAACGUCUCUCGCUGGUACGAGACCGUCUACAACCAGAAGGUCUACUCGGACGUUGCCCACCCCUUCGAGCUCCUCGACAAGCCCGCCCUCGAGAACGUCGCCCCCAAGAAGGACCAGCCCAAGAAGGAGAAGAAGGAGCAGCCCAAGGCCGCCCCCAAGCCCAAGAACGACGAGGAGGACGAGGAUGACCGCCCCGCCGAGCCCAAGGCCAAGCACCCCAUCGAGCUGCUGCCCCGCGCUACCUACCCCAUCGACGAGUGGAAGCGAUUCUACUCCAACAACGAUGAGGCCGAGUCCAUGAAGUACUUCUGGGAGAAGGUCCCCAAGGACGAGUACACCAUCUGGAGCGUCAAGUACAAGUACAACGACGAGCUCACCAAGCUCUUCAUGUCCAGCAACCUGAUUGGUGGCUUCUUCACCCGUCUCGAGGCUUCCCGCAAGUUCAUCUUCGGAUGCGCUUCCGUCUACGGCCAGGACAACGACUCCGUCAUUGAGGGUGCUUUCCUCAUCCGUGGCGACAACGCCGUCCACGCCUUUGACGUCGCCCCCGACUGGGAGAGCUACGACUUUGCCAAGCUCGACCCCGAGAGCGCCGAGGACCGCGCCUUCGUCGAGUCCAUGUGGAAGUGGGAUGCUCCCGUCACCGUCAACGGCAAGGAGUACCCCCACGCCCAGGGCAAGGUCUUCAAAUAA